ACCAAAAGAGCACCCCAUACUAUUCUCUCUCCCUCCCUCCUUCUAGAUCUCCAUAUUGUUCUUGGCUUUAAGCGUGCGCUCUCUCUCUCUCUCUACUAUAAUAAAAAUGGUUAUAGGAGAGAACAAUAAUCAACCACCACAAACCAUGCAUUUUUGUAAAGUUUGUAACAAGGGUUUUUCUCGUGGCGGUGCACUCGGUGGACACAUGAGAUCCCAUGGCAUUGAAGACAUCAAUGCUAAGAACAAUGAAGAAGGCAACAAGCUCACGUACUUCCUCCGAACACCCAAUAACCAGUUCACGAAUUAUGGUGCAUGUAAUGAGCGUUCUAGCAAUAAUCUCCUAUUGUGGGAGCCGGUGGAGCACACUGGCUCGUUCAAGAGUAUAAAGGAAAAGUAUGAUACAAGUGGCACUUCAAAAGAGGAAAAGGAAAUGGCCAACUGUUUGGUCAUGUUAUCAAAUGGAGAGGAAGAAGAAAAGGCGAAGGAAGUGGUGAAAGGUAAUUUCCAAUGUAAAGCUUGUAAGAAGGUAUUCAAUUCCCACCAGGCGUUAGGAGGGCACAGAGCUAGCCACAAAAGGGUCAAGGGUUGUUUUGCCGCAAGAUUCGAGAAUAUAGAUGAUGAUAAUAUUGUUGAAGAUGAUAAUGAGUUAUCAAAUCCCACAAAUUCUGAUGCAUUGCAUCUGAUAGAUCUCAACAGCACAUCAGAGGCACCUGCCAUUUUUUCUCCUUUGAAAAAGAAGUUCAAAGUGCACGAAUGCUCUAUAUGUCACCGUGUUUUUUCAUCAGGCCAGGCCUUAGGUGGCCAUAAAAGGUGUCAUUGGCUUAUAUCUAACAUGGCAGAAAACAAUGCAGUGCCUACUUUUCGUGGGUUUCGAUAUGACAGCGAACAACUAUUCAAAAAACCUAUGAUCUGUAAAUCUCAGUUGCUCGAUCUCAACCUCCCCACGCUGUUUGAUGAUACAUAUGAUGAUAGCUCAUCAAAGUUUGAAGCCCUCACAAGAAUCUACCUACCACCGCGAAGUGAAGAAGAGAUCAAGGAAGUGAAUCUACCAAAACUUAGUGAGAUGAGAGAGAUGAACUUGGAUGGGAAUUGUUCCACAUGGUUGCAGGUGGGAAUAGGUCAGACAACUGAAUAGUGGUGUCAGAUAAGAGAGCAAGGGUCUGUCACCCAUCGGAUGAUUAUCACUGCCAGCUUGGAUACUCCUUUUGUUCCAAUUUGCUUGUCCCUACAAAAAAUCGUGCAAUUUUCUGAUUAAUGCAUAAAGUAAUUUCGUGCAUCAA
This is a messenger RNA of Rhododendron vialii, 1280 nucleotides long. RefSeq names its product zinc finger protein ZAT9-like. The record is from RefSeq and is a predicted model, not a curated record. Bases 107 to 1135 code for a protein of 342 amino acids. The transcript has a single exon. Lineage: Eukaryota; Viridiplantae; Streptophyta; Magnoliopsida; Ericales; Ericaceae.